Molecule: messenger RNA, 1923 nt
Organism: Oldenlandia corymbosa var. corymbosa
Lineage: Eukaryota; Viridiplantae; Streptophyta; Magnoliopsida; Gentianales; Rubiaceae
Source: the annotation of a GenBank genome assembly
AUGCCGCCUUCCAGCCAUAUUGCUGUUCUUCCAUUUCCCUUUGGCUCACAUCCUGUACCAAUGCUCAAUCUCGUGAAAAGGAUAGCAGCCUCAGCUCCUGCCAAUGUCAACUUUUCCUUCUUUUGCACCCCAGAAUCAAAUAAAACGUAUUUUUCAGGAGCAAAAGGCGAUGAAGAAUUUGCCAACAUCAAGGCUUACAGCGUGUGGGAUGGCAUCCCUAGAGAUCAUGUCUUUUCGGGGAACCCACAAUUGGAACGAAUUGGGAUGUUCUUAAAUGCAACCCCUGGUAAUUUUGAGCUGGCUAUGAAGGAGGCAGAGGAGGAUACAGGGGUCAAGAUUAGCUGCUUGUUGACUGAUGCUUUUCUUUGGUUUGCGGCCGAUUUAGCAGAGAAAAUUGGAGUUCCAUGGGUACCCUAUUGGACUUCGGGAUCUUGUUCUUUAUCAGCCCAUCUUUGCACUGACGAAAUCCGAAAAUUGGCCACAACAACUGGGAAAAGAGUUGAAAUGAUUCCGGGUUUGGAAGGUUUAAGCAUCGAUGAUGACAUGCCCAGAGAAGUUCUGUUGGAUGAUGAACAAUCACCAUUGGCUCUUCUGCUUCACAAUGUGGCGCUGAAUCUGCCCAGAGCAACUGCGGUUGUGGUCAAUUCAUUUGAAGAGUUAGAUCCAGCCAUCACAUUAGACCUGAAACCCAGGUUCAAAAAAUACCUCAACAUUAGCCCUUUUCAUUUGAUGGCGGCUCAACACAGCGACGAAUGUCUUGAUUGGUUGAGAAAACAGGAUGAUGCAUCAGUUGUAUACAUUGGCUUUGGCAGCGUAAGCAUUCCACCUCCUAAUGAAAUGGUAGCAUUAGCAGAGGCAUUGGAGACUUGUAAAAGUCCAUUUUUAUGGUCAUUAAGGGAUCAUGCCCGGAAGAGUUUGCCUGAUGGAUUCGUCGAUCGGACUAGCGGAUACGGCAAAUUGGUUUCAUGGGCACCACAAAUGGAGGUUCUGGCAAGUGGGAAAGUUGGAGUAUUUGUGUCGCAUGGUGGGUGGAAUUCCGUUUUAGAGAGCAUCUCAUAUGGUGUCCCUUUGAUUUGCAGGCCCUUUUUCGGGGAUCACGGCUUGAAUAGUGCAAUGGUGGAGGUGCAAUGGAGGGCUGGAUUGAGGGUAAAAGAUGGGAUUUUCACCAAGAAUGAAACUGUCAAAGCUAUAAAACUCAUAUUGUCUGGUGAAAAGGCUAAGGAAAUCAGAGAGAAUGCUCAAUUGCUUAAAGGACUGGCCAUUAAUGCUGUUAAACCCAAUGGAAGUUCAGCCCGAAAUUUUCAGGACUUGUUGAAGGUGCUAACUAAGUCUUAAAAUAAGUGGAACCAGAGUGCCAGGUUUCAUGUGCAAUAAAUCCUUUCAAUGAGCAUAUGCUUAUUUGUUAUUCCUUCUGUUUGAAAAAAAUAGUUUUAAUUCAAAUCUUAAAACUCAAUAAAGAAUAUUUUUUAUAAAAAAAAAACGAGAGUCUUUAUUUUUCCUAUUUUUCAAGCAGCUUAUCAAGGAGCUGAUCAAGGAUGUGUAGUGAUAUAGUAUUGUGAUACAUGAGUUUAUAUGUCAUAUGUCACUUCUGUGUACUUUAAAUGAAUCAUUUUUAUAAUGACUAUAUUUAACCUCAUGUGUUGCACGAAUUGAAUUGGAUUUAGCUUUAAAAUAUAAUAUUAUAUCUUUUGUGUGAAUAGAGUGUUUAUGAGUUGUGAAAUAUUAUUGACUCAUAGGAUUAUAAUCUCAUCACUGUAAUCAACUCAUAUAUCUAUCGUAUAUUAUUUACUCAAUAAUUAAAAUAACAUACAAGCCGCUGAUGUGUCAGCACUACAAUGAAAAUUUUCCCUCCAAAGAUUAUUUUAAGUACAAAAUCAUUUUUGACAUGUGGCACUCUAACUAUUCAGAAAAAAGGAUGAAAUA